This is a messenger RNA of Podarcis raffonei (Aeolian wall lizard), 1855 nucleotides long. RefSeq names its product PHD finger protein 13-like. Gene Ontology annotation, biological process: mitotic chromosome condensation. The record is from RefSeq and is a predicted model, not a curated record. NCBI's taxonomy places the organism in Eukaryota, Metazoa, Chordata, Lepidosauria, Squamata, Lacertidae. The transcript has 6 exons. Bases 441 to 1433 code for a protein of 330 amino acids. Gene Ontology annotation, molecular function: chromatin binding.
GAGGGGGCUGCGCGCCGUCGGGCACGCGCCGCGAGAGCGUUCCCUCGGCGGAAGCUGCUUCUUCCUUCCCCAGGAGGAGCAGGCGGGGCUAAAGGCGAGGGAGGCGGCGCAGGAGGCGGAGCGCCCGCCCCGCAGCCGGCGCCGGUCACCCCUGAGAAGAGGAGAGGAGAGCCGGGUGGCGGCAAAGGGGGACCACCAUCGCCGCCUCCAGCAGCAGCAGCACCAGCCCCGCGGCUCUGCUCCCUUCUCGCCGCCCGCGCACAGACGGAGCCGCCGCCGCCGCUCCCGCUGGAACAGCCCUUCCUGGCCCUCGGCCGGGGACCCCGCGGUGCCCGCAGCCCGCCUUCCUCGGGCGCGGGGUGGUCAGCCCCAAGCGGAGGACGUCAGCUGGCCUAGCCGCCCCUGCUCUUGCCCCGCUUCUCGCGCCAGAGCAGGAGGCGAUGAGCGGCCUCGAGGACUACGCAGGUGCGAGCCCCGUGCCCAGCCCCGGAUCCCCCGGAGGGGACGAGCCACCACAGAAAAGACAAAGAACUGUAGAAGACUUCAAUCAGUUUUGCACUUUUGUGCUAGCUUAUGCAGGCUACAUCCCAUACCCAAAGGAGAAUGAGCCUUGGCUCCACAGAGGCAACAUGAGCCCCCAGAACAGCACAGGCAGCACUCAAGACAGUGACAGCUGGGCCUCAUCUCAGUGCUGUGACUCCCAUGUGCUAUCAGAUGAUGGAGGAAUCAGGAACACUACAUGCAGAGGGACUGGAAACCUCCUACUGAACUCUGACAUUUCCAGUGGCUUCUGUAAAGGCCGACCUCAGCAAACCAAGAAGAGGAAGCAGUCAGCAAAGAAGCUCAUCUUGGACCGAGAGGUGGAUAAGAGGGUGAUGCCAAUGAACACAAAGGACAUUAAGCAGGAAAGGAUUGAGCCAGGUAAAGGGACACACCUAGAAUCAAGGGAGAUUGAAUCCUGUCUCCCAAAGGAAGAGCUCCAGUCCACAUCUCUGCUGGAGCAAUACAUAAAGCAGAAGGACUGGAUCCAUGGAAUGCAAGCAGCUGAGAAGCCUGAGGAACAGAACUCGUGCAAAGAGGAAAGAAUCAGCCCUGCCUGUUGGAACACAGUAGAGCAGAACAGUGAGGAAGAACUCAGUAGAGACGGCUCCCAAAUCAGUACUUUGUGUGAGGAGUUUGCUGCUGCCUCAGACACCAAAACCGAUGAGGAUGAUGCCUGGGAUCUCAUCACUUGCUUCUGCUUAAAGCCUUUUGCUGGGAGACCUAUGAUAGAGUGCAAUGAAUGUGCCACUUGGAUCCAUCUCUCCUGUGCCAAGAUACGUAAAUCCAAUGUGCCUGACAUCUUCAUCUGCCAACGAUGCCGUGAUGCAAAGCAGGAGAUUCGCCGCUCAAACAGAGCCCGCACCAUUCCCCGCAAGCGAUUCUGCGACUGACUUUGGCUUGGGGGAUGGCUGGGUUCCCUUUGAACUUGGACUGGAUCCCUAUUGGCAAGACAAUCAAAAUGCAGGAGCCUCCCUGGGAAAUAAGUGCGGGGGCCCUAUGCUUCCAGAAACGUGUGUCUUAUUCAAGCCUAUUGCAGGUGGGUGGGGCAUACUUGAUAGGGCCUGAACUGUGCUUUUGAGAUCUCAGGGUUACACUAGAGCAGCAAAUGCAAAGGUGCCUGGCAGACACGUGACUGGUUUGGUGGAUUCCAGUGCACAAAGCACUAAGUCAGCCAGAAGCCUCUUUGACCUUGUGCAAAAAGGGCUCGAUGCCUUUCAACAAUCUAUGGGAAGCUGGCCUGAAGUUUGUUCUUUUGUGGUACAGUAGCUGCUCAGGCUUAAAUUUUGUAAGUUUAUGGCCCCAGGUUUGUUCA